Messenger RNA from Folsomia candida, 4696 nucleotides. RefSeq names its product inositol hexakisphosphate and diphosphoinositol-pentakisphosphate kinase. NCBI's taxonomy places the organism in Eukaryota, Metazoa, Arthropoda, Collembola, Entomobryomorpha, Isotomidae. Gene Ontology annotation, molecular function: 5-diphosphoinositol pentakisphosphate 1-kinase activity; diphosphoinositol pentakisphosphate kinase activity; inositol hexakisphosphate kinase activity. Bases 384 to 4238 code for a protein of 1284 amino acids. The record is from RefSeq and is a predicted model, not a curated record. The transcript is spliced from 28 exons. Gene Ontology annotation, biological process: inositol phosphate biosynthetic process; inositol metabolic process. Gene Ontology annotation, cellular component: cytosol.
AUGUCUGCCAUGUGUUUAUUUUAGAAAAUUUAAUGUUUGCUGCUGAUCAUCUUUUGUGAAAAGAAAAAUGAAGCUCUGAUUGAGAGAGAGAGAGACUACGAACUCUAGAUGUGAAAAGCACAUGUCAACAAGAGACAACAAUGAACGUUACGAGAAUCUUGAACUAGUCAUAAUUAAGUCAAGUCAAGUCAAUCAGUGUUUGUUGAGAUUUGUUUACAUUUAUGGUGUUGCAUGCUCCAGUGUUGCUCAUAUAAGAGUAAUACUUACAAUUUUUGAUCUACCUUUAUAAUAAUAUCAUAAAAUUAGUUGCAAGUCGUUUGAAUAAUUUUUACGAAAAGUGGGGCCGUGUUAAAAAGUGAAGGUGGUUAUCGGGUUCUGGAGAGAUGUCAUAUACGGAACUGGAAGCUGGAUAUCGAGGACUCCUUGAGAACUUUUACAACUAUUGUUCCCAAGCUUGUAAUGCUAGGGUCGCAAUGUUUGACGGAAGUGACAAGGACCUUUUGGACAAAUCAGGGAAGCAAGUUGUCGUUGGGAUUUGUGCAAUGGCGAAAAAAUCAAUGUCUAAACCCAUGAAAGAAAUUUUAACCCGUUUGGACGACUUUGAGUACAUUAAGACUGUAGUAUUUCCAGAAGAAACGAUAUUGGGGUUACCCGUUGAAGAAUGGCCGUUAUGUGACUGCCUAAUUUCAUUCCAUUCAAAAGCUAGUCAAGCUCAAUUUCCACUGGACAAAGCCAUUAGUUAUGCACAGUUACGAAACCCGUAUAUUAUCAACAAUAUCGAAAUGCAGUACGAAAUUCAGGAUAGGAGAAAAGUAUACGGUAUUUUGGAAAAGGAGGAAAUACUUCUUCCUAGAAACGCUGUCCUGGAUAGAGAUAGUCCAGACCCGAAAAUGCACGAGCUGAUUGAAUCAGAAGAUCAUGUAGAAGUUAACGGAGUGAUAUUCAAUAAACCAUUCGUAGAAAAACCUGUUUCCGCAGAAGACCACAAUAUUUAUAUUUAUUAUCCGACCUCCGCUGGCGGAGGAAGUCAAAGGUUGUUUCGUAAAAUUGGAAGUCGCAGUAGCGUUUAUUCUCCUGAAUCUCGAGUACGUAAAACGGGUUCUUAUAUUUAUGAAGAUUUUAUGCCAACGGAUGGGACCGAUGUAAAGGUUUACACCGUCGGACCUGAUUAUGCUCAUGCAGAAGCAAGAAAAUCGCCAGCCUUAGACGGCAAGGUUGAAAGAGACUCUGAAGGGAAAGAGGUCCGGUAUCCUGUGAUAUUGAGUGCUGCAGAAAAAUUGAUUGCAAGGAAGGUUUGCUUAGCGUUUAAGCAGACAGUUUGUGGAUUUGAUUUGUUGCGGGCCAACGGCAAAUCCUACGUUUGUGAUGUUAAUGGUUUUAGUUUUGUUAAGAAUUCAAACAAGUAUUAUGAUGAUUGUGCACGCAUUUUGGGAAAUAUGAUUCUUCGAGAAUUGGCCCCACAACUUAGGAUUCCAUGGACAAUCCCUUAUCAACUUGACGACCCACCAAUCGUCCCCACAACUUUCGGCAAAAUGAUGGAGCUUAGAUGCGUCGUUGGUGUCAUCAGACAUGGUGAUCGAACACCAAAACAAAAGAUGAAAAUGGAAGUUAGGCAUCCAAAAUUUUUUGAACUUUUUGAAAAAUGUGGAGGAACACCUCAAAAGAAUGUAAAGCUAAAGAGACCUAAGCAACUCCAAGAAGUACUGGAUAUUGCAAGAUUUCUACUGGCUGAGGGACAAAAUUCGAAAGAAGCUGAAAUCGAUGAAAAAAGAGGCAAACUUGACCAAUUAAAAAAUGUUUUAGAAAUGUACGGGUAUUUCUCUGGAAUCAAUAGGAAGGUCCAACUUAAAUAUCAACCUAAAGGAAGACCUAGAGCAUCUAGCAGCGAUGAUGAAUUUAUUUGUGCAGAUAUACCAAUGGAACCUUCACUAGUUCUUAUCCUAAAAUGGGGAGGUGAACUGACCCCAGCAGGAAGAGUGCAAGCCGAGGAAUUAGGAAGAAUAUUCCGAUGCAUGUAUCCCGGUGGUCAAGUAGGAUGGAUGACCGGGGGAGCUAUUGAAUCUGAUGAUGGUGAAUAUGCAGGAACCCAAGGGCUUGGCCUGUUGCGGCUUCAUUCAACAUAUAGGCACGAUCUGAAGAUUUACGCGAGUGAUGAAGGGCGAGUACAGAUGACUGCAGCUGCGUUUGCAAAAGGAUUGCUGGCACUGGAAGGAGAACUGACCCCAAUUUUGGUGCAAAUGGUGAAAUCAGCCCAUACCAAUGGACUUUUGGACAACGAUUGUGAGUCGAGUAAAUUCCAGAGGCAAAUCAAACAAAAGCUUCAUGAUUUAAUGCAACAAGACAAGGAUUUGACGGAUGAAGAUAUUGAGAAAGUGAACCCAUGCAAUUCUAUUUCCAUCAACCAAGCGUUGAAAUUUAUAAAAAAUCCACACAAGUGCUGUCAGAUAGUAUUGGACCUGAUUCACAAAUUACUUGUUCGAAUCCAAGCAAAAAGAGAUGAUAGUAAAACAAAAGAUGCAACCCUGUAUCAUGGAGAAUCUUGGGAUCUAAUGGCUCGUAGGUGGGGAAAGUUGGAGAAAGAUUUGAAAACUAAGGGAAAUUUUGACAUUUCAAAAAUUCCCGACAUUUACGACUGCAUCAAAUAUGAUAUCCAGCAUAACUCACAUGCUAUCGGGUUCGACCAGGCAGAAGAACUUUAUAAAUAUGCUAAAUAUCUUGCUGAUAUUGUGAUACCUCAAGAAUACGGGCUUACUCAGUUGGACAAAUUAGCAAUUGCGCAAGGUAUUUGUGCUCCACUCCUUCGUAAGAUUAGAACUGAUCUUCAGAGAAAUGUGGGUGAUCCAAACGACGAGUCUGUAAAUCGUCUCAAUCCAAGGUAUUCUCACGGAGUUUCAAGCCCAGGGCGUCAUGUCAGAACGAGACUAUAUUUUACAAGUGAAAGUCACAUUCAUUCCCUUCUAACUGUAAUUCGGUUCGGUGGUCUCCUUGAGCAAGUUAAGCAAGAUGAACAGUGGAACCGUGCUAUGGAGUAUGUGAGUGCUAUUUCUGAGCUUAAUUAUCUAACUCAGAUCGUGAUUAUGCUAUACGAAGAUCCUACAAAGGACAUUCAUUCCGAAGAAAGAUUCCAUGUCGAGCUUCAUUUCAGUCCUGGUGUCAAUUGCUGUGUCCAAAAAAAUGUACCUGAAGGCCCAGGAUUCCGUCCAAAUAGUCGGAGUGAAUCUUCAAAAUCCAUUCAUAACGCAAACACUGAGAAAGAACAAAAUCCUAUACUCGAUUUUGUAGAACCUGAGCCUGUGGAUAAGGACAAUAUGCCGAUUCAAAUGUCAUUCAGUGAAUCGGAAGUGUGCAAUCGACGUGCUGCAAGUUUCCGAAUUUCGGACAAAGAUAAAGAACAGGAUUUGGCAAGUUUGGAUGAAGAUGACAAAGAGACGAGCAGCAGCGGUGUGACAGCUCUUCCGCUUUCUUCACAGCCUAUACCCAUAAAAGAUGCUCCUGUUCAUCGAGAAAUACGUGCUAAUUCGAUGGAAGUUGCCCCCUCAUUCAAAGGAAGAUUUGAUGGAUUCAUGAGUACCAGCCGAUUGGCCAAGUUUAAAUCAUUCGCCCAGUCCAGGGGUGCGACAAGUCUUUUCUCCACCGCCGUUAUUACAGGACAUUCUAUACCUGAUUUGAGUAUGAAACCGAGUCUACAUACGGAACGACUUAUUGAUUGUAAUACCAACUCAGUCGAGACAAAUUCAGAUUCUUCUAUCAAGUUCCCCAGCAUUCGUUCCCUUGAGACGUUGCACAACGCAUUGUCUUUGCGUCAGUUGGAUUUAUUUCUAGAAAGGAUUUUAUCGACCAACUAUAGACCCACUAACUCUAUACCGUCGUCUGUUACAAAUCUAGCAUCUGGAGGAAGUCUUCUCGCCAUUACUUCCGGUGGUAGUGGUGCUAAUGAAGGGUCAGAACAGGUUGAUCCCCUUUUACGAAGUCCUAGAUCCAGACCUCUGGGGUUCUCCCCAGCAUCAAGUAUUGGAUGGAGUGCUGCCAGUGGUCCUCCGUCAUAUGUAUCCAGUGCUCCUUCAUCUCCUACAUUUCCAGACCCACCAACACACAAGCAUCCCCAAUCUUCGGAUGGUAGUAUUGCUAUCCUGGCUGCAGAACAUUUUCCGCCCCCCCUUCCAACUGAAAUUUUGACGGACGAGAUUGCACCUAUGCAACAACAAGAAACAGCAGAACUACCAGAAGCUGCCCCUUGAAAAAUCUCUUCUUAUGGUUGUCGUCAGUUUAGCUAUGUACAUUUGUCAAAGACCAACUACAGUAUAGUUUAUGCAUUAUUGAUACUGAACAAUUUCAGUAUUCUGCUCAUUCUUUUAAUAGUCAUUUCUUGGUAUUCAUUUUAGAGAGUAUAUUUAUAGUGUACCGAUCACAGCAUUAUAGUUUUAAUUAAUUAUUAACUUGGUAUACCUACAUACCGAUAUCACUAUAUUUUAACUCAAACGUUAAAUAUUUUAACUCAAACGUUAAAUAUUUUAACUACAUUUAAGAGAGUCAUCUACUUAUUUUCAUUUCUAAGUCGUCUAACAUUCUUCAGUUUCAAUAAGGAAUCAGCAAUACGUGCUUUACAGUUUGAUGAAGUGGUACCAAUCAAUAAAAAUUGUCAGUGUCAAAAAUGGUACAAAAACACGAACCAAUAAAUUGAAAUAUGCAGAUGAUA